GUAACACUCACCAAUCACACAUGCAUGAGGAGCGUGUGUGUGUGGAGAGGACAAGUCCGAUUCUCUAAAGUCAAGCCAUUGCAUGCGCCUUUAGUCCAGCUGAACAUUCUCUCCAACAGAACCACAGCAGCCUGUCCUUGCACACUCACUCGCUUUCUUUAUCUGCCCCCAAGACAGCAGGCGUCAAGGACAGGACUCAAUAGUUCACAUUGCGUGUCGUUGCGACGACUGGGUGUCAUGCUCCUCACAUCUCGCGACAACGAAUGAACACUCCCACAACUCCGCCAAAAUGGCGUCCAGUUUAGUCGGCGCGACUUUGAACAUCCUGCGGCGUCAGGUAGAGGAGGACGACCCCGAUGAGCCCUCAGAGGCCGGCCAGAAAGAGAUAUUCUCAUCAUGGGCACUCUUCAUCCUCAUCAUGCUGCUGAUCGCAGCCCUGUUUACGAGUUACAUACUGCAACAAAAGAGAAUACAGGCUGUUCAUGAAACCGUCAUAUCUAUAUUUGCUGGAAUGAUUGUCGGAUUGAUCAUACGAGUCACACCCGGUACAGCGAUUCAAGACACUGUCAGCUUCGACUACCAAUUCUUCUUCAACCUCCUCCUUCCUCCCAUCAUUCUAGCCUCGGGCUAUGAGUUGCAUCAGGCCAACUUCUUCCGGAACAUUGGAACAAUCUUGACGUUCGCGUUCGCUGGGACCUUCAUCUCCGCAGUCUCUUUAGGGUUGAUUCUGUGGCUGUGGACGAGAGUUCCUUUCGACGGCUUGACAAUCACCUGGGUCGAGGCCAUUUCCGUAGGCGCGACUCUUUCAGCAACAGAUCCUGUCACUAUUCUUGCCAUCUUCAACCUGUACAAGGUCGAGCCGAAGCUAUAUACCAUCAUCUUCGGAGAAUCCAUCCUCAACGAUGCCAUUGCCAUUGUCCUGUUCGAAACAGCCCAAAGGUAUAGAGAAGGCGCGACUGGCAAUCUGGGUAUCAUCAGUCUAUUCGAGGCCAUUGGAAUCUUCUUGCUGGUCUUCUUCACCAGUUUGAUGAUCGGCGUAAUCGUGGGAGUCGGGACCGCUCUUACCUUGAAGUACACCAUGGUUCGAAGAUUUCCGAAGAUUGAGAGUUGUCUGGUCUUUCUGAUCGCCUAUGCAAGCUACUUCUUCUCAAAUGGUGUGCACAUGUCAGGCAUUGUAUCUCUCUUAUUCUGCGGCAUCACCCUCAAACACUACGCCUACUACAACAUGUCGAGACGAACCCAGCUGACCACAAAAUUCAUCUUCCAAAUCCUCGCCCAAUUGUCCGAAAACUUCAUCUUCAUCUACCUUGGCCUCACACUAUUCACAGAGACAGAUUUAGUGUUCAAGCCCUUAUUCAUCCUCGUCACAGUGGUCGGUAUCUGCGCGGCGCGUUGGCUGGCAGUAUUCCCCCUGUCCAAGGUGAUCAACUACAUAAUCAGACUCCGCGCCAGGCGCAAAGGCCGGGAAGUCGCGGAGGAACUUCCCUGGCAUUAUCAGGCGAUGUUGUUCUGGGCCGGUCUUCGUGGUGCUGUGGGUGUCGCUCUCGCAGCAGGUCUUCAAGGCAACGAAGGACCGGCUCUCCGCGCAACCGUUCUCGUCGUCGUGGUGCUGACCGUCAUCAUAUUCGGCGGCACGACAGCACGCAUGCUCGAGAUCCUCGGCAUCCGCACGGGCGUGGUCGAAGAGAUCGACUCCGACGACGAGUUCGACAUCGAAACAGCCAACGGUGGUACAUACUACAAGCGCUCCGGAGGCGGAUUAGGGCACGAGCCCCGGCCGUCCAUCGGCCUGGACUAUGUAGCCGCUAACGGCCGGGGUGCAGCAGCCAACGGCUCAGCCUCACGUCCUCGCGUUGACAGAGGAUACAGCAGCAGCAACGGCCGAUCUCCGCCGUUCGACACGCCCAAGCGCGGCUCACGCAAGAACUCCAAAGCCAGCCAGUGGGAGCGCGAGAUCGCCGCGCAGCAAGGCAAACUUCUGUCCGACGACAACAUCGGCUCGACAAGCGACGACGAAGACGCCGCGGAUCUCGAUCUCCCUCCUGCCGCACCGCGCCGGAAACCUUCGCCCCUGGGCAUGUUCGACGGGCCAUAUCAGAACGACACCAGGACGCGGUCGGCGCCUGAUAUCGUCCUGAACGAAGAGCACGAUCGGGACGGCGAUAUGGGCGCUCCCGGCGCCGUGGGUAAUGCACCGGCAGGUCCGGUCGCCAGCAACAGUAUAAGGAAUCUGCUGCGUGGCGCCACCGCAGACCACACAGCUUGGUUUCGCCAGUUGGACGAGGACUUUAUCAAGCCGCAUUUACUACUUGAUCAGCACCAGGGCCAGGGCAAGGGUCCACCACCGUCGUAGGGGAUGCACUGGACUUGAGGUGACUAGACUUUGUUUCUCGAAUAGAUAUAGCCCUCACUGUACUUUUUGACGAAAUGUAUUGUUGGUGGAAGCGGCGUUUCAAAUAGUGUUUUUAUACAAAUAUGAUAUCCAGAUACGCCUCAAGAGAAUAAAUUGGCUUUUGCUCUGUGGAAAUGUGUGGUCUACAGGAGCAUUGCAAGGGACGGAUACUCGUUUUUGACAGAUAUGCUAUAUUCUUUAGAGG
Molecule: messenger RNA, 2597 nt
Organism: Exophiala viscosa
Lineage: Eukaryota; Fungi; Ascomycota; Eurotiomycetes; Chaetothyriales; Herpotrichiellaceae
Product: CPA1 family monovalent cation:H+ antiporter
Exons: 6
Coding region: 290-2353 (687 amino acids)
Biological process (GO): sodium ion transport; proton transmembrane transport; vacuolar acidification
Cellular component (GO): early endosome; fungal-type vacuole membrane; late endosome
Molecular function (GO): potassium:proton antiporter activity; sodium:proton antiporter activity
Source: RefSeq, a predicted model, not a curated record